GGGCUUCCUGCGGCUGAGCGGCGGCCGUGCCGGAGCCUUUGUGUGCGGGAGGGCAGGGGGAGCCCCGCGGCCCCGGAGGAAAAAGAAGAGGAGGAGGAGGAGGAGGAGGAGGCUGCGCAGCGGAUACCGGCGGGGGAGCCCCUUCCUUCGGGAGGGCAGGAGAAAGCCGCCGCUGUGCCGGCCCCGCAAGGUCUGUUUACUGUUUACAAGCCUGAAGAUGGCUGCUGCUUCUUCCUGCAAUGUGGAAGAAGACGAGAGCUUGAAGGGAUGCGAACUCUAUGUUCAGAAGCACAACAUUCAACAGAUUUUAAAAGAAUGCAUUGUAAAUCUUUGCAUAGCAAAACCAGAUCGACCCAUGAAGUUCCUCAGAGAACACUUUGAAAAAUUAGAAAAGGAAGAAUGCAAACAAAUACUGGCUCGGCAGAAAUCCAGUUCCCAGUCUGAUUCUCAUGACGAUGAGAUUUCCCCUCCUCCUCCCAACCCAGUGGUAAAAGCCCGACGUAGGAGAGGAGGGGUCAGUGCGGAAGUCUACACGGAGGAAGAUGCUGUUUCUUAUGUUAGAAAGGUUAUUCCAAAGGAUUAUAAGACUAUGACUGCUCUGGCAAAGGCCAUCUCCAAGAAUGUGCUCUUUGCUCAUCUUGAUGACAAUGAAAGAAGUGACAUAUUUGAUGCCAUGUUUCCCGUUACACACAUCGCAGGAGAAACGGUCAUACAACAGGGUGAUGAAGGAGACAACUUCUACGUGAUUGACCAAGGCGAAGUGGAUGUUUAUGUCAAUGGAGAGUGGGUCACCAGCAUCGGAGAAGGAGGUAGCUUCGGGGAGCUGGCACUGAUCUAUGGUACACCCAGGGCUGCCACGGUCAAGGCCAAGACAGAUCUCAAGCUCUGGGGCAUCGACAGAGACAGCUACAGACGCAUUUUAAUGGGCAGCACACUGAGAAAGCGGAAGAUGUAUGAAGAAUUCCUGAGCAAGGUCUCCAUUUUGGAGUCCCUGGACAAAUGGGAGCGCCUGACAGUGGCUGAUGCACUGGAACCUGUCCAGUUUGAAGAUGGAGAAAAAAUUGUUGUGCAGGGAGAGCCUGGUGACGACUUUUUCAUUAUUACAGAGGGCACAGCUUCCGUUCUUCAGCGCAGGUCUGAUAAUGAGGAGUACAUUGAAGUGGGAAGACUUGGACCAUCAGAUUACUUUGGUGAGAUAGCAUUAUUGCUCAAUCGGCCCCGGGCUGCUACUGUGGUGGCACGUGGACCCCUGAAGUGCGUAAAGCUCGACCGGCCCCGCUUCGAACGAGUGCUCGGUCCUUGCUCUGAGAUCCUCAAGAGAAACAUUCAGAGAUACAACAGUUUCAUUUCACUCACUGUCUAAAUGAUUCCUUUUGGAAAGCUGCCUUUGUGUGACCUUGUGCACUUAAAUUUGCUCUGUGCGGCUCCAUAGCUUUAUAAAGAAAAAAAAAAAGGUGUGCAUUUCAUGUGUAUUUUUUCUGUUAUGUCAUGCACUGGAUGUCAGUUCAAAUAUUAUGUAUCAUUUAAGAAAGAAGACAACUGUUUGGAUAAGACUAGCUUGGGGGUACCGUGCAGGGAAGAUUAGGCUUUUGCCUUGCAGGCAAGAUUUUUACCUGUUGUUGGAUCAUAUAGAUAAAACUGUGUUUUUAACUAUUUAAACUACAUAUGAUUGUCUGUUUCCCUCAUUAUCUUGCACCUACUCUUAAAGUUAGUUUUAUUCACCUUUCGUAAGCUUCUUUGGUAAAGUGAUGUCCCUCUGCCUGUCACUUCUAAAAGCCUUUUCACUGCUUAUGGACUGGAGGUUUCUGAAAUCCACGUGGUCAGUGGCAGUUGCACAAUUUAAGAGGGAAGGUUAGAGAAAGGUUUUGAUCAUUCCAGUAAGCCAAGGAAAAGUAGAACUUUUGAGUCACCUUGUUUGUGGUUUAGAAAUAGGGGCCAUAUUCCUCUGUGUUACAAGUCCUUCCAAUGGGAACUUCUUCACUCAACUAAGUGGGGUUUUCUAACAUAUUUAUCUGCAGCAAAGUGUUCUCAGCCACCUUUCCAAAUAUUAUAUGAAAUACUUCAGAGAUAAUGGCAGCUGUACAUCAGCAGUUUGAUAGGACUCUUUUACGUAAGGUCCACUUAACUAAAAUCAAAAGCCUUUUUUUUAGUAUAUGACCAGGAUUCUCUGAAAGCCACAUACAUGCUCCAAAAUGCUGCCUCUCCUCCAAAAGACACAUAUUGCAGAACAAAAAGCACCAGGAACCUGCAACAAGCCCCAUGUGGGUGCAGCCUUGCUGGCAGCUGUGUCUGUGUAGACAUGGGUCUCCUCUUGAAUGGGGCUUUUUGCAGAGCCAGGCCUUACUCUGCUCUGCAGCCCUCCUUUGAAGGAAAACUUCUCUUUGCUAGCAGAAGCAAAUCUCUGCAUCCCAGCUACUCUAAAUGGCACUGCCCACUUUUCAGUUGCAGAAAAAUUGUAUUUCUUCUUUAUGAUAACAUUGCGCUGAAUAAAUGCGAAUUUUCCAUACCUUUUACACACCAGAAGUUAUAUAAUAAAAUAAGGCAGCAAUCUUCCUUUUGAAACUAGAGGUGUUAAGAACAUGUCUAGAAUUACUCAUACCAAUGUGUAAUUUGUUCUACUUCUUGGCGUUAACAAAAAAUAAUUUGGGAUUUUCCUACUGACUCCCACCAAGAAGGUUCUUGGGACCCAAUAUUCCAGUACCUGCCCACAGUGGUUUUUACAGAGCUAACUGCUCCUCGACUUGUCUAAGUCCUCCCAUCACUUCAAGGUGCUUAAUUUAUUUCAGCAUAUUUUCAGUGGUCCUGUCAUUGUAUAUCAGUUUCCACUAUUUAUUAUGAUAAUGUUAUGCUCCUUGCAUGUAUCAGAUAUGACCAUUCACAUUUUUCAACCUUGCUGUUUUAUGACCUACAUUUAUAUAGGCAGACACCCAUUAUAUAUCUCAAUAAAUGUAUAAGCAUUUGCAAAACUUUUGUUUUGUUUCACUCCUUUUGAAUUCUCUUCUGCUAUUUUUAAGACAUAUUUUUAAAGGUUACCACUCACUCGUUAUGUUACUUAACCUAUUGCAUUUCUGUUGUAUUCAUAAAAAAUGUGUUCUGCAUAAUAUGCAAGAUACAUGUCUUGCUAAACACCAAGUUAUUAGUCUCACUGUCUAGAAGCUACUUGAGCACACGCACACAAAACAGACUCUUUAUUUUAAACCUUUAUAGAUCAUGAAGAAUACAUUUGAAUUAUGGGUCUGUUAUAAGCAAGUUCAAGAGAAGUGUAAUCAUUUAACACCAGGGUCCCUGUGCUUGAAGUGGAACAAACUGAUAUUCUAUGACAUUUGAAAGAUAAUUGUAAUAUUUGCAGUGGAUGAUGGGACAGAAUUGCAGUAUGAAUAAAAUUCUUCUACAUUACA
Messenger RNA from Oxyura jamaicensis (ruddy duck), 3398 nucleotides. It is a transcript of the gene PRKAR1B, whose product is annotated as protein kinase cAMP-dependent type I regulatory subunit beta. The transcript has 11 exons. NCBI's taxonomy places the organism in Eukaryota, Metazoa, Chordata, Aves, Anseriformes, Anatidae. Gene Ontology annotation, biological process: regulation of protein phosphorylation. The record is from RefSeq and is a predicted model, not a curated record. The coding region runs from base 218 to 1363 and encodes 381 amino acids. Gene Ontology annotation, molecular function: cAMP-dependent protein kinase regulator activity. Gene Ontology annotation, cellular component: cAMP-dependent protein kinase complex.